AGUUGGUCAGGUGGUUGUAGUUCGAUUCUGUGGGCAGUAGACUUGUGGGGGCAAGUUGACUCUCUUUUUCUCUCUCUCUAAGAACAAUAUGGCGGCAAGGUUUCUCUUAUGCAUCAUUUUGUUGUUUCUUCUAGGAAGUUGUAUAGAAAGUAUUUCUCCCCACCACCAACGACCUGCAGAGAGGCUCUUUGUGUUUGGUGAUUCAUAUGCAGACACAGGGAACAUAGCUAGGGGGCUGGCCAACUGUUGGAAGCCUCCCUAUGGCUCGACCUUCCCCGGGAAACCGGCCGGCAGGUUUUCCGAUGGCCGAGUUAUCACCGACUUCAUUGCUACCUUCUUAGGCGUUCCAUCUCCGGUUCCUUACAGAUUGAGACGAGUCGCGGGGCACCGAGGGAGUUACGGCAUAAAUUUUGCUUACAGUGGGACUGGCGUGUUCGAUACAUCUGCUCCAUUGCCGAACGUGACGACGCAGAUCGACUACUUGGAGCAGAUGAUCAAAGAAGGCUGGUACGAGAAGCGGCAGGUCCGAUCAUCCAUGGCUUUCCUCGCGCUCGCCGGCAUCGAUUAUUUGGAGUUCCUCCUGUACAAGAAUGGCACCCUCGAGGGGUUGAGAAGGUAUGUACAUUCGGUGGUGAACCAGACUGCCCUGGAUCUACGACGUCUGGGGGAAAUUGGAGUAGGAAGGAUAGGUGUGCUAGGGCUGGGUCCGAUCGGCUGCAUUCCCCUCUCGACUCGGACCUUAGCGCGUUCUUCCUGCAUCGAUCUGCUCAACCAAGACGCUGUUUAUCACAAUACCCUGCUGCACCAAGCCGUUGAUGAAAUCAAUGACCAUUUCCGCCACCGAUCACUGGUGGCCGUGCUCGACGUCUAUGACACCCUCUUGUCUAUGGUAGACGGCCGGAACAAACUUGGACCAAGGUUCGAGAAUCCACUCAGCCAGUGCUGCGUGGGAACCACGCCGGGAAGCGAUUGCGGCGACACCGAUCACAGUGGGAAACCGAUGUACAGUGUAUGUGAGGAUCCAGGAAGACGGCUUUUCUGGGACCAUGGCCAUCCAACUCAGGUUGCAUGGUCCACCAUUUUCCAAGCUUUCAGCCCUACUCUUCAUCAACUAUUCUCACAGUAACUGCGCCCUUAGUGAAGAAUUCUGAAUCGGAUGGAUUGGCUGCGGUUGGCUGAUUCAAGCAUGAUCUAUCGCAGUAGGUUUCUGGACAAAGCAGAUUUAAUGGGCUUCAUUAGUCUGACUGUCUGAGCUGAAUAUUCAUUAGAUUUUCGGUUUUUCCAAGCUUUACCUAUGUUUCACUUAGAAUAUAGCCUUUGGAUUACAUCUUUUUAGUCUUAUUUUUAUUUGGAAAUCAGGUUAUGAACGAUGGAGAUAAUACAUACUUGAAUCAAUGUUGGAGCCAGAGAUCUUUUACUGAGUGUCCCUCAUA
This is a messenger RNA of Nymphaea colorata (pocket water lily), 1433 nucleotides long. Its product is annotated as GDSL esterase/lipase At5g03610-like. Gene Ontology annotation, molecular function: hydrolase activity, acting on ester bonds. Lineage: Eukaryota; Viridiplantae; Streptophyta; Magnoliopsida; Nymphaeales; Nymphaeaceae. The transcript has 5 exons. The record is from RefSeq and is a predicted model, not a curated record. Bases 89 to 1126 code for a protein of 345 amino acids.